CGGUGAGGUGGACUCGACCGUGGGGCGACCCGCGUCCGCCGGGGAAAGCGGGGCGCCGCAUCUUGGCGGCUCCAGUGCGGGUGGUGAUGAAACAUCUUUGAUAUUGGAGUCAUCCCAGUACAAAGAAACCGGCAAUUACUACUUGGGGACGCGCGACCAGCUCCAGGCGGAGACCGUUUCACACGAGAGCGGCGUCAAAAUUUUUGUUCCACCAACGGGAUACGUGCUGCCAGCCGACUAUGGAACUGCCAGGAUCGAAAUCGACAAAGUCGAAAUAAUCUGUCAUCGCAUAAACUACAACGCGGCUGCUCAAAAAGUGACUGUAUUGCAGAGGAUGCAAGGGAGGCAGAUUAUAGUCCUGCAGCUAAGGGUCUUCAAGACGAGUUGGGCUGCUGACUAGCAUGACAAAGGGCGGGAGCUUCUUUGCCCUAGACAGCAGGACUGAUUCGCUUCCAGGACGGGGGAAAUUUGUCAUGCGCCGACUACAAACUGUGGGGCUAAGUAACUGGCAUCGAUUUUGUGAGUCACAAAUUUUUCGACUUUGUCCAUUUCGAUCCUGACACCCCCAUACCGACUUCAACGGGGAAAAGUUUGGCCUUGACACUGCAACGGGGAAAUGUCACAAGGUGAAGGACACGGGCACUUUAUCCAGUGCGAAGUAAACGUGCCCACGACGACCCCGUAUGUGUCAUUCCAUACAAAUCUGCAUGCCCAAGAUGCGUGCUAAUGCUUUUGUAAGACGAAGCAAGCUGAUUGAGGAGCAUUUUCGAAUGUUACAAGUCGGCAGGUUUUGUCGCCACAGUGUCUCGAGCAACGAGAAGCAGGAAACCGGGGAAGAGGGAGGGGCUUGCGUCCUAGGAGCCACAGCUCUGGACCUUAACGCGCCAGGCUACGGCGACGGAGGCCGAGGCGCCAAGGUUGGUGAGUGCGGCCGAGCACCCGGCCCCCGGCCGCGGGCUCUGGAACAAAGGAAAGGCCAGAGGCCGGGCGCAGAAGGAGGCCACUCGAGCAAGCUAGGGCCAAAAUGCGAAACGCAGGCGAGAAGAAACGGGCCCCGAAACCGGAAGGCCGGAAAGGCUUACGCGCCGGAAGAGCCGGCAGCGUUUCUUUGCCUUGCCGACGUUCCCGGCUUCUUCUGCUCUGCCAGCCGGCCUUCUGGGCAAGGCUUCCGAAGGCGAAAGGCCGGGGGCGAAAGGCCUGAAAGCGAAAGGCCGCACAGGCGAAAGCGCAAGGCCGAAAGGCCGAGAACCCGAACCAUCGAGAAGCCAAAAGGACGCGGGACCGAAAGGCCGGCCCGUGGAGCCCGCCGAGCGGCCGGCUUUCCGUUCUGUUGCUUGCUUGCUUGGGUUUCAUUUCCCGCCCCCCCCCCUUUUCCCGGGACGGUUCCUCUUUUCUCGGUUGCCCUUCUCCCGGACCUCCUUAUCCCUUGCUUUCGGUGCCUCGGCCGGCCGGUCGGCUUCUCGGCCGGCGGGCGUUUCGGCUUGCUUCUCGGCCGGCCCUUCGGCUUCUCGACCGGCCUUUCGGCUUCUCGGCCGGCCUUUCGGCUUCUCGGCCGGCGGGCCUUUCGGCUUUUCGGCUUCUCGGCCAGCCUUUCGGCUUCUCGGCCUUUCGGCUUCUCGGCCUUUCGGCUACUCGGCCUUUCGGCUUCUCGGUCUUUCGGCUUCUCGGCCUUUCGGCUUCUCGGCCUUUCGGCUUCUCGGCCUUUCGGCUUCUCGGCUUCCCGGCCUUUCGGCUUCCCGGCCUUUCGGCUUCCCGGCCUUUCGGCUUCUCGGCCUUGUGGCCUUUUUUCGACUCGAAUUCCCGGCCGGCCUUUUCUCGAAUUCCCGGCCUUUUUUCGAAUUCCCGGCCUUUUUUCGCAUUCCCGGCCUUUUUUCGGCUUCUCGGUCGACCUUUUUUCCGCUUCCCGGCCUUUUUUCGGCUUCCCGGCCAUUUUUCGGCUUCUCGGCCCUUCUUCGGCUUCUCGGGCAGCCGAAAUUCGGCUGCCCGGCCUUUUUCCGGCUUCUUGCCUUUUUUUCGGCUUCUCGGCCUCUCGAUCGGCUCAAAGAGAAGCCGGGAAAAGAGGAGGAGCCGGGAAAAGAAGACACCGGGAAAAGAGAAGCCGGGAAAAGAGAAACCAGGAAAAGAGCAAACCGGGAAAAGACCAAGCCGCGAAAAGAGAAGCCGGGAAAAGAAGAAACCGAAAAAAGAGAAGCCGGAAAAAGGAGAGCCGGGAAACCCAGAAAAGAGAAUGAAACCGGGAAAAGAGAAACAGAGAAAAGAGAAACCGACAAAAGAGAAACCGGGAAAAGAGAAACCCGGAAAAGAGAAACCGGGGAAAGAGAAACCGAAAAAGGAGAAACAGAAAAAAGGGAAAUCGGGAAAAGAGAAACCGGACCUCUCGGCUUCUCGGUUCGUUCUCGGUCUCCGGUUUUGCGUUGCUCGAUUCGGCUCAUUUUAUGCCUGGCCAUGGCUCAACUUGAUAUAUAAUCUGGGAGUUUGUCUUCAUGCAAUAAUCAGGACGUCGAGACGAGCGAUUUGAUGUGAUGCGCCUGCACAACUUCUCGCUAAACAACACGACAGUUGUGCGCCGCGCCCAAGAUUGUCAUGCGCCCCAGGCAAUGGCAAUACUUGUUGACUUGCACUUGUCUAGCAUAAUUUUAUUUCCCAUCUACUUGGCUCUGAAAUAGGCGACGUGGGGGCGUUCUUACUCAGGAUCCGUAUGGAUUGCAAAAAUGUCUGGGUCUGAAAGCGAUGCAACUUGUGAUGCUGUCCUUGGAUCCAAAAAAAAGCUGUAUUGCAUGACUAGCAAGAGGAGCCCAGUUUCUGCUACACGGAGAGGGCAUUUCUCACGCGAAUUAGGCACAAGGAAGCCUCCUAAAAAUCUGCGAUGCUAGGUCAUGCAUCACAGGCGUCAUGGGUCAUACAAAAUAUGCAUGACGAACCUGGGAAUCUUCCAGACCCAGACAUAUUUUCAUUUGAUAAUCCGACUACUUCCAUCGCUGCAGGAAUUCGUACACCAUCAAGUUUCGCAAAUUGACCGAAGACGACGACGAAACCGUUCGAAACAGUCAGACGAAAUGGGGCGCGCACGAACAAGUCGUACUUCUCGUAAAGCCAGAGAAAGACGACACCACUAUGACUAUCAAAUGCAAAAAUGUAGUCUGGGUCUGGAACAAAGCAACUUGUCAUGCUAAUAAAUCUGAAUCAUGUGAAAAAAAUCUGUGUUGCAUGAUUACCAAAAGCUGUCCACUUUUGACCUAAUCGAGAGGCAGUUUCUCACGCAGGAUAGACAUGAUAUUGAUAGAACUCAUCUCACAGAAUCUGUCAUGCUAUGUCCUACAUAGUACCAGACCUCAUGGGCGGCCAUGGAAAACCUGCAUGACAAGUCUGGCAUUCUUCUAGACCCAGACAUUUUUGCAGUUGAUAACCAUCUGGGGUAAAGAAAAAGCCGACUUCGCCUAUUGGAAAACGGACCUGGGGUGGGACGCAGAUGACACGAAAAAUGCCUUCUUCCAAAUGGCCUGCAACAGGUUCAGUUACAUUGACGGGAACUACAACUACGAUUCUGGCUACUCUGUGUCGGACUGGCAUAAACCUGACGCUUUGGGAUACGGGCCCGAAGGACUCGAGGACGGUUUUUGGACAGGCGAUGCUGGGGACCUCUUGCGCAUCGUUUGGUACCCGAGUGACGCCAACCCUCCAGGAGCGAUUUGGAUCAGCUCCUACAACUGCCCCGGCUGGGGGCCGCAGGCUGCUGCCGGAGGUACUUUUUUUUUAUAAAACUAUCACUGUACUAUGUUGUCUUCAUGCAAAAGUUAAAGUUGAAGUUCCUCUCUCUAUGCAUGAAGUAGCUCAAGCUUCAAAAUUGAAUUUCACACGACGCCAGCCUGGACGCCAGCCCCGACGCCAGCCUGGAGCUGGACGCCAGCCCCGACGCCAGCCUGGAGCUGGACGCCAGCCCCGACGCCAGCCUGGAGCUGGACGCCAGCCCCGACGCCAGCCUGGACGCCAGCCCCGACGCCGUGGUGGGCCACACCGACCCCCACACCUGCAACACCAGGGUGCCAGCAGCUGCUCGGGGUAA
Messenger RNA from Amoebophrya sp. A120, 4063 nucleotides. The record is from the annotation of a GenBank genome assembly. NCBI's taxonomy places the organism in Eukaryota, Dinophyceae, Syndiniales, Amoebophryaceae.